This is a messenger RNA of Cannabis sativa, 447 nucleotides long. RefSeq lists its product as uncharacterized. The transcript has a single exon. The record is from RefSeq and is a predicted model, not a curated record. NCBI's taxonomy places the organism in Eukaryota, Viridiplantae, Streptophyta, Magnoliopsida, Rosales, Cannabaceae. The coding region runs from base 1 to 447 and encodes 148 amino acids.
AUGACUAUUUUCCCGGAGGCUUGCCUCCACCACAAGGGUUUUUUUGGCUCUGAUCAUCGGGCUCUUCUUUUUGACUCUCAAGGAAAAUCUUCUCAAUCCUCUCAUCGAAGUUCCAAAAGGUUUCUCUUUGAAAAUGUCUGGCUCACCAAUCCUAAUUGGUCCAAAACUCUGGUUUCGUUUUGGACAAAUCAUGGGAAUAAUUCUAGUGCCCUUACCAACGCGGUGGCUACGCAAUCUGCUUGUGGCAACAAUCUCAAUAAUUGGAACCACAAGUUAGGUUUCCAUUUCAAACAACAAAUUAGUACCCUGGAAAAGGAACUUGAUCAAGUUAAGAGCAGACCUAAUUGGGAUGCCAACACUGUUCAAAGAAUUAAAACUGUGCAAUCCCAUUUGGAUAUACUUCUGCUUAAAAAACAAACCUAUUGGAAGCAAAGAGCUAAAAUAUAA